GCUGAGGUGCAGACAGCCAUGGACACGGAGAGUGGCGAGCUCAGGAGCGACUUUCGGCGAAGUGCCCCAGGUGAAGUUCGUGAAGGAGCUGAGGUCAAGAAGCCCAGGGUAGCAAGCAUUGGGCAUCUCUCUGUUUGUGAGUUGGCAGUCUGCGAGGAGGGCUACGACGAGAGCUUCGACCCCAUGUGGGAUCCACACCCAAAGCGCAGUGCGAGAUGUUCCGAGAGGUGUGAGAAGCACUCGUCACGAUGCCAGCUACGAGAAUGCCACCAAGCUGAGUGUGCAUGCAGGAGAUGUUUGAUGAGCCACAUCGGCACAAUCAGGAGCCACUUCGGAGAUCCUGAGGAUCAGCAGGUGGAGCAGAUGGUUGAGGUGAGCGCCGAGCUGCAUGAGAAAGACCAGUGGAGCCCAAAGACGAUACACUACGAUUAUUAUACUGGAGAGCCUCUGGAUGAGGACCUGUAUCAGAAGGGUCGCGACGACGAGCUGCAGGCCAUGAAAGACUACGGGGUCUACGUGGAAGUGGCGACAUCGACGGCGACUGACGGCAAGCACAUUGGAGGUUUCCCGAUAGCCCACAUGAAAGAAGGAAAAGUCAGGUGGAGGUUCGUAGCAACCGAGGUGAACAAGUACGAGGUCAGGGAGGACAACCACCAAGGCACGCCCCCGCUCAUGAUUGUCAGAGCGACGCUGAGCCGUGCCGCUUCAAGUCCAACUUCCAGCGGGCAGCACCUGCGGAAGAUACAAGUCUGGGACGUCAGGAAGGCUUUCUUCAAUGCUGACUUAGACGAGACGAUCUACGUGCAUCCUGGGAGAGAGCUGUGUCCGCCUGGAAGGUGCUGGUGGUUACGCAAGGCCAUGAACGGUACCAGGAAGGCGUCGCAGAUGGGGGGUGAGCUUGUGAGAACUACUAUGGACGACGGCCAUUGGGAAUGCUUGGUUGGAACUCCUAACGUGUUCUACUUACCUGCUAGCCCCAACACAGCCCCCUUCGACGAGGAUAGCACAGCGAUCUGCCAUGGUGAUGACUUUCUUGCUGAAGGCUACGACGAGCAGCUGGACGAGCUGGACGAGUUGUUGAAGCAGCAGUUUGAGGUCACGGCCAGCGCCAGACUUGGACCAGGAGCGGUGGGGCAGACUACAUACCUCAAGAGGACGAUCGGCUACACCGACAAGUUGCCAGGUUGCGAGGAGCCAGGUUUCUUCUGGACUGCCGAUCCCAAGCAUGUGGACUUCAUGAUCAAGUGGACGCAGAAGCGAGGUUGUAAACCAGCUCCUACUCCAGGAACGAAAGCUACAGGACAAGGCCGACGAGACAGUUUAGACCUUCUUUCCAAGGAUCGUGCUCGAGAAGUGGCGGGUGCAGCAGGCACCGCUCUUUACCUUUCUUCGGACAGGCCCGACACGAUGUACGCCAGCAAGACAGCGAUGCAGCACGUCUCCAACCCGAACGUCUUGAUGCAUGCGCGUGUUCAGCGACUUGGAAGGUACUACGAAGGACAGCCUGUUUUGGUCUGGUGUUACCCACUUCAAGGUACUCCUGAAGGCAUUCGUGUAGAUGGUGAUGCGGAUUGGGCACCUACGAGUGAACUACAGCGGCGAUCUACCAGUGGAGGAGCUGUGAGGUAUGGCGACCACACUUGGGACUGCUACUCAGUGACGCAGAGUACGAUAGCCCUAAGUUCAGGGGAAUCCGAGAUGUAUGCUACGGGAAGUGCGACAGCCAGAGGACUUCAGUGUAAGACUUACCUGAUCGAGACCCAGAGGCCCUGCAACCUGAAGAUCUAUAGUGACAGCACAGCUGGACGUGGCAUGUGCAGCCGAGUUGGGGUGGGCAAGGUCAGGCAUCUGGAGCUGAGGUACUUGUGGAUUAAGGAGCGGUUGCGUCUCAAGGCGUUCGAGCUUCACAAGGAGGACACCAGCAAGAUGACAGCCGACAUGCUCACGAAGUACAGCGAGUGGCCGACAAUCGAGAAGCAUUGCACCACUCUCAACCUCAGGUUCGGAAAGCAGAUGACGGGCUUGAGCGCACUGGCAGUUUUCACGGAGGUCGUGACGAAGGCGUCAGGCGAGAAGGUGACAGUGUACGGAGGAUCUGACGAGGACAAAGGUGCAAGGCACAAGCUCUUAAAUACGUUUCUUGUGGCUGAGCUGCGAGCUGUCUUGAAGGCCAAGAGCCUGGCCGUGUCAGGGAUCAAAGAAGACCUGGUCACGAGGAUGAUCAAGCACGGAGGUGUUCUGUCGGAUCGCCAGGCCAAGGAGAUCGAGCAGCUGCGGGUGAUGGCUACAGCGCAUGGACCUCUUGCCAAGCUUAGCUUGCAGGACAUCAGCAGUCCAGAGGCUGCGCAGAAGUGGAUCGAGACGUUCAAGGGCGAGUGCCGAGACCGUUCCAGAGGCUCUCAGGUGAUCCACGGAGAGGGCUAG
This is a messenger RNA of Prorocentrum cordatum, 2424 nucleotides long. The record is from the annotation of a GenBank genome assembly. Lineage: Eukaryota; Dinophyceae; Prorocentrales; Prorocentraceae.